Molecule: messenger RNA, 346 nt
Organism: Paramecium sonneborni
Lineage: Eukaryota; Ciliophora; Oligohymenophorea; Peniculida; Parameciidae
Source: the annotation of a GenBank genome assembly
AUUAUAAUAAGGAAUGCUGUCAAAAAGGAAAGUUUCAUCAUAAAAUUAAGAAGAAUCAUCUAAUUCUAUAGAAUAAUUAUGCAAUAAAAUUCGUAAGGUAAUAGUGAGUGAAGUUGGUGAAAAAUAUAUACAAAAUCAUUCUGAAAAGGGGUUAAAGAAAAAAAGAACUAAACACAAAGCUAAGCGGUAGGAUGAAUAAGAAAUUAUGGAAAUAUAACUUAAUGAUCAAGUAGAAGUAGAAGAAUAACUAUCUUCAAUUAAAGCAAUAUCUGAGUCCUAAUCAUGGGUAUUUGAAGAACUAUUUGAGGAAAUAGAUAAGCCCAAUACUCACUAAGACAUUGAAUGA